This is a messenger RNA of Drosophila willistoni, 2405 nucleotides long. RefSeq names its product dihydropyrimidinase (gene CRMP). Lineage: Eukaryota; Metazoa; Arthropoda; Insecta; Diptera; Drosophilidae. Gene Ontology annotation, biological process: pyrimidine nucleobase catabolic process. The coding region runs from base 112 to 1899 and encodes 595 amino acids. The record is from RefSeq and is a predicted model, not a curated record. Gene Ontology annotation, cellular component: cytoplasm; cytosol. Gene Ontology annotation, molecular function: dihydropyrimidinase activity. The transcript is spliced from 11 exons.
AACUUUUCGUGGGAGUGGACGUGUCUGUGCUUGUAUUAAAACGAUUUUGAUAUUGUCGGUCGGAAAAUUUGAAACGAAUUAAGGGUUAGAGAGAUUCAUUAGAUUGAAAAGAUGUCGACUAGCCCAAAGCCGGUAAAGAAGGUACCCAUACACUUGCAGAGUGCUCAGAAUCGAGUUUAUAUCAAAAAUGGUGAAAUUGUUAAUCACGACAAAACCUUUAAAGCUGAUGUUUAUAUCGAGGAUGGCAUAAUCAAAUUUGUGGGUCCAGCAUCUGAGAUUACGAUUCCUGGAGGCGUGAGAACCAUCGAUGCCAGUGGUUUGCUCAUUCUGCCGGGUGGAAUCGAUCCCCACACUCAUUUACAACUGCCCUUUGGCGGAGCGGUGGCCGUUGAUGAUUUCUAUCAUGGCACCAAGGCGGCUGUUGCCGGUGGCACAACCAUGAUAAUUGAUUUCGUUUUGCCCAACAAACACGAAUCCAUGAUUGAGGCAUACGACAAAUGGCGUAGCUGGGCCGAUCCCAAAGUAUGCUGUGACUAUGGUCUUCAUGUGGGCAUUACCUGGUGGUCGAAAUCGGUAUCGGAAGAGAUAGGCAUUCUCUGCAAAGAGCUGGGAGUUAAUUCCUUCAAGACAUUUAUGGCCUACAAGGGACUAUAUCAGUUGAACGAUUCCGAUCUGUUGGACGUAUUUGAGCGCAUUAGGCAAUUGAAUGGCGUGGCUAUGGUUCAUGCCGAGAAUGGUGACAUUAUAGCCAAGAAUACCCAACGCCUGUUAGCUGAGGGCAUCACUGGACCCGAAGGACACGAGCUCUCACGACCAGAAGAAGUCGAGGCAGAGGCAGUGCAUCGUGCUUGCGUUUUGGCCCAUCAGGUCGAUUGCCCACUGUAUGUGGUCCAUGUAAUGUCCAAGUCGGCGGGCAUUGAAUUGGCAAGGGCACGCCAUCGGUAUCGAGGUCGUUACAUUGUUGGCGAGACCCUCGCCGCGGCUCUGGGCACUGAUGGGACACAUUGCUGUCAGCUCUUUGAGUUUGAUCAUGCAGCAGCACAUGUGCUCAGCCCUCCCCUGAGACCCGACAAGACAACACCAGAAUUUAUGAUGAAGCUACUGGCGAACGAUGAUCUGCAGUUGACUGGCAGUGAUAAUUGUACAUUCAAUAAGGAGCAUAAGGCUUUGGGCGUGGGUGACUUUACAAAGAUACCAAAUGGUGUCAACGGUCUGGAGGAUCGCAUGUCUUUGGUUUGGGAGAAGGGCGUACAUGCCGGCCUUUUGGAUCCAUGUCGAUUUGUGGCUGUGACCAGCACAAACGCUGCUAAAAUUUUCAACAUUUAUCCACAAAAGGGACGCAUCGCUGUCGGCUCUGAUGCGGAUAUUGUUCUAUGGAAUCCACAGGCAACACGCACCAUUUCUAAGGAUACUCAUCAUCAUGCAUGCGAUUUCAACAUUUUCGAAGGCAUGGUGGUUCAUGGUGUGCCCGAAUUUGUGCUAGUCCGUGGUCGUAUAUGUGUGGAAAACGGAAUUGUGCGUGUCGCCGAGGGCUUUGGUCGUUUUAUACCAACUCCGGUGCGUCCACCUUUUGUCUAUGACAUUAUUGAGGGUAAGGUGCAAUCGUUGCCCGAGGAACAUCAUGAUGAGAAGCAAAAUGGCAAUAUGGCCAAGAAAUUCGCUGAGCUUGAUAUCCAAAUACCUGUGGUGGAACCAAUCGGUGCCAUGUUAGCUGGCAAUUUACCCAUGCCGGCAGAGGGUUCAAUCUGUAGCACACCAUCGGUGCGUGGUCGUGUCGAUGGCAAGCGUGACUUGCAGGAAUCAUCGUUCUCAAUAAGUGAGGAACUUGACAAAUCUGGCGUUCGCGCUUGCAUCAAAGUGAAAAAUCCACCUGGCGGGAAGUCUUCCGGAUUCUGGUAAAAUCGCAGUCUCUCUGAUCAUCGCAUUAUAUAAACAAGAAGAAACAUUAUACAAAUAAUAUAUGUAUGUGCAAUAUGCAUUCGCACAAAGUCUGGGCUCAUUGGAAAACAAAAAAAAAAGGAAAAGAAGAAAAACUGGCAUUUAACAUAAAGUCGUUAUCAACCAAUUAUUUAAUCAAUUCGCAACUUAGAUACAUUUAGCCACAAACUAAUUAAGAACAGAUCGUAAAAUAACUCCCUGCAGCAACGUAAAAACCAAACAAGCAAACAAAACCGUUUUUGCCUUUAGUUAAAUAUACUUUGUUUAGAGUCUUGACUUGCAUAGUUCACAUGCUCUUUUAUAAAGAUGACAAAGAUUAGCUUACUAUAUUGACGAAACUUGAAUAUAGCAUAAGUGUCUGAAAUAACUGAUAUCUAGAACGAAAAAUAACAGUUCUAAAUUAUGCAAGUCUUAUGGCUGUCAGAGUAAGCCACAAAUAUAAUAUUAAAUAUAAGGAUCAGAACCAA